This is a messenger RNA of Styela clava, 5934 nucleotides long. Its product is annotated as son of sevenless homolog 1-like. Gene Ontology annotation, molecular function: guanyl-nucleotide exchange factor activity; protein heterodimerization activity. Lineage: Eukaryota; Metazoa; Chordata; Ascidiacea; Stolidobranchia; Styelidae. The record is from RefSeq and is a predicted model, not a curated record. Gene Ontology annotation, biological process: Ras protein signal transduction. Gene Ontology annotation, cellular component: plasma membrane.
UAUUUAUAUUGAAAUAUAAAUGUUUAGCUUCUUAGGUAGCCUAUUCUCUAGAUUUUUGGUAUAUUUGUAUUUUGAAAAAACGGCAUGAACCCGAUUCAGAAGAAUUGUAUGGAAGAUUAUUUCAGUCUUUAUUUUGAUUUGUAAAAAGCUAUGGCUUUGGCGGAUGCCUGCAUAGACUUGGAAAAAUGCAAAGGCUUGCUACUUCCUGGAUUGUCUAAGAUUCAGCAACAGCAUCAUAACUCACUCCCGUUAACAUCAAGAGGUGGAAAUUAUCUUGCACAUUUGCUGUUGAAACUACUUGCUUCAUUGCUUAGCAGUCAACCAAAAAACGUUCAGGAUGCAAAGGAGCAAGUCUCAAGAAAGUUUCCUGAACCAUUAUCUAGAUGGGCCUUGGAAGAAGCAGAAUCUGCCCAGGAAAAGGGAAAGAAAAAAGUUGCCUUUUCUGUCGAUAAAUUGCAUCAUGCUUUGAAAGAACAUAAUCCAGGAAUGGAGAAGCAAGUGACUUUGAUAUUUUCUGGAGUGCUGGAAUAUAUGGCUUCUGAUAUAUUAAAGUUGACGACUAAUUAUGCAAAGAAUAUUUUAAGCAAUGAAAUAACAGAUCAAGAUAUCAAAAUUGCUAUGUUUGCUGAUAAUGUAUUGAUGGACGUUUUUCACUGUGAUGAAAUGGAAGAAGAUAUGGUUGUUGUUCCUGAUGUUAUUUCAAGAAAUAAAGUUGAAAAGCAUGUCUCCUAUGAAUCACUUGUUCGAGAUUUCAUGACAGAAGAAGCAAGCUAUCUUCGGGAUCUCAAUUUAAUCAUAAAGUUGAUUAAGAAGGAAUUCGAUGAAGCUCCCAACUUAUUUUCAGAAAAGGAUAUCGAAAUAAUAUUCUCAAAUGUUGGAGAUUUAGCUGAACUUGCUGUCAAGUUAAUCGGAUUAUUAGAAGAAGCUGUUGAAAUGACAGAUGAGAGUUGUCCUGUUCCUCUUGUUGGUUCAUGUUUUGAAGAUCUCGCUUUGGAAUGUAAUUUUGAGUUAUAUUCUGACUACACAAUUGCUAUGAUGAACAAUACUUGGAGGGAAAGUUUCGAUUCAAUAUUAUCGAGACCCGAAGUAACAAAACAUCUACAAAAUGUUUGCCACGGUUUUCGUGAUGUUGUUGCUUAUGUUUUACCAAAUCUUUUACUUGCACCUAUCUAUCACUGCUUCUAUUAUUUCGAGCAAAUUGAGCUUCUAGAGAAAAAGUCACCGGACCCAGAAGACCGACAAUGCUUAGUACAAGCAUUGAGUGCAAUUACUCCUAUUAAACCUAUAUUAGAAUUCAGGACUCAAAGUUUACCUAAAUUGAGACCAAGUGAAGCUAGUUUACGUAUCUCUUGGAGGGGAGGACCUCGUGAAUCUCGAAUGUCUGAUAUCGAAAAAAGUAUUGAUGGUUGGUUGGGAAGAACAAUUAGUCAAAGUUGUAACGAAUUUCUUCAUGAGGGACCUUUGUUACGAGUUGGUAACAAGAGAUCAUCAGAUCGCCAUGUUUUUCUUUUUGAUUUUUUAAUGGUUUCAUGUAAGAGCAAUCAAGCUAGACUGCCCACUGUUGCUGCUGCGUAUGAAUAUAGACUCAAGGAGAGGAUUUCUGUCAGAAAAGCCACUGUAAGAGAUAUUAUUGAUGAAGGAGGGGUGGAAAAGAACCAGUUUGAAAUAUUAGACGGAGAGAAAAAAGAAUCUCAUAUCUUUCAAACGAAGACGAAAGUGGACAAGAGAGCUUGGAUGUCUCACUUAAUUCGAUUAAAAUAUCGAUCAACUUUUGACAGAAUGCUCGAUCAGAUCAUCAGAGAAGAAGCAGCAAAUCAAGUUUUACGACUGCCAACACCCGAUAAGUAUCGUUUUGCUGAACCAGACAGCAAUCAAAACUUAAUUUUGGAAGAAAAUGACACCACUUCAAUUGAUGGUCAGAAUAAUGCAAUCAAUAAUAACAAUAAUACCCAAUAUGAUGUCAUAAAAGGUGGAACAGUUCUUAAACUUGUUGAGAGAUUGACUUAUCAUCAAUAUUCGGAUCAAGGUUUUUCAAAAACGUUUCUGACAACAUUCAGAUCAUUUUGUAAACCAAAAGAACUGCUCGAUCUUUUGAUCGAAAGAUACAGCAUACCAGAACCUCCACCAACACCAGAGCAACAGCUUGCCAUUGAUAGAGGUGAAUUACCAAACAGAGAAGAUUUGAAAAGAUUUCGUAAAGAAUAUUUAACUCCAAUAUCACUUCGUGUGAUGAAUGUUAUUCGACAGUGGCUUGAACACCAUUGGUAUGAUUUUGAUCGCGAUGAAGAAUUAUUAGCGGAAGUUGAAAAGUUUAUCGGAUCUGUUCGUGGAAAAAACAUGAAAAAAUGGGCGAGAACUAUGUUGAAGAUUAUUGAAAGAAAGAAAAAGAGUAGCGAGAAUAAUUACCCCGAAUUUUCUUUCACUGAGGAAGCACCACCUGUUGAAUGGAAUCUGACCCAUGACCCUUCAAAAUUUAAUUUAUUUACUUUGCAUCCAAUCGAAAUUGCCAGACAACUUACUUUAAUUGAGUUCAGUUUAUACAGGAGAGUUCAGCCUUCAGAAUUGAUAGGGUCUGUGUGGACUAAAGUUGGCAAGGAAACAAAUUCUCCAAAUUUAUUAAAAAUGAUUCAUUUUUCUACGAAAAUAACAAGAUGGAUUUCUAAAACUAUAAUUGAAAUUUCAAAUCAUGAUGAAAGAUUGGCUGCAAUGAAUAGAGCUAUAGAAGUCAUGCAAGUUAUGAAACAAUUGAAUAAUUUCAACGGAUUGUUAGAAUUUGUUGCUGCUUUCAAUUCUUCUGCUGUCCACAGACUUAAUCAUACCAAAGAGAGUUUGUCUGAUCGAUACUCAAAAAUAAGAAAAGAAUGCAUGGAUAUGUGUGAUUCGAGAUUGACAAAAACAUUAGAAAGAUUGCGAUCAAUUGAUCCACCUUGUGUUCCUUUUGUUGGUACUUUUCUUACAAAUAUUUUGAAAACAGAAGAAGGUAAUCCACAUUUACUUCCCAACUAUCCUGAAAAUUUGGAAUUAAUAAAUUUCAGCAAAAGGAGGAAAGUUGCUGCGAUCAUGCUUGAAGUUCAACAAUAUCAAGCUAUGCCAUACAAUCUAACGUCUGUUCAAACAAUCAAAGAUUUCUUCAUCAAUCUUGACCCGUUAGAUGGACGAACAGAUAAACAAUUUAAUGAUCAUUUAUUUCACACUUCACUGAAGAUCGAACCCAGGGAAGACAGACCACCUAAAUUUCCCCGUUCUUUCACUGACAAGGAAAUCAAAUCACCAGGCACUGUGCCUGGUAAGCGACACGUGUCUCGGACUCUCACUAAAGAAGAUUUCAAAAACAUGGACAGAAUACCAAUCAGAAGGGAUCAUAGUCUAAGACUUUCAAACUCAGAUAAGAGACAUUCGUUAAUUUUAUCACCGACUCAAAAGCGAGAAACUUUCGAUACGAUGUCGGUACGAAAUUUUGUCUUUACGGAUACUGGGAAAACACCAUCACCAAAAGAAGAACCUCCUGCGCCACCCCGACCACCUAGAGAGCCCCGAUCUCAAUCUCUGCAUGGAAUUGACCUUGUCUCAGCUCCGCCUACGAUGUCAGAUCGCUCACGGUUUAACUUUGAUUUAUCCACUUCAAGAUUGGGUCCGAAUUUCAACAACCCCCUAUCUGGUGCCCCACCACUUUCUGCGAUUCCUCCUACACCUGCAACCGCUCCUGCUCGAUCAUUUACAAAUGGAACUCACACCCCACUCGAAUCUGGUCAAAUUUCACCCCCUUCUGCGCAGUUAGAUUUAGGGGAACCAGAAUUGAUUCCGCCACCCCUGCCUCCAAGAGAACCAUGGAGGUUAAAUGGGGGAUAUUCAGAAAGGCACCCACUUUAUAAUAAAAAUUCCAUUGAUAGAUCGUCACCCCCUUCGACACCUCCCCCCAUACCACCUCGUGACCCCCCAAACAUCCCCCCUCGUGCACCUGUGAGGUCAAUGCCGUAUUCUCGCAACUAUGACAUUCAACCUAGUACGCCUCACAUUAACACAAAUGGGGGUCGAUAUGUCGUCGACCCCACUUGGGACCCUUCACCCACUGUUCAAAUCCCAUAUGCACACGGAGUCAGUAAUUUUCACAGUUUCGAAAAUUUACCCCAACAAGUGGAUCCCGAUACCAGGGUCACUACAGUGGUCACUCCGACUGCAUUUGAUUUCACAGAUUUCUCACAAUCGCUCGGGGGAACUCCACCCAGGGGAGGUUGGGUUUCUGGUGGAGCUCCUGCUAUGAAUGAACACCCCCGUUUCACAUCGAAUGAUGCCCCCCCACCCAUCCCAAGAAGACAGCCUAGUUCGACAACUUAAGCGAAAAUGAGAAUUAAACCUUCAAAAAAUAAAUCAUGCAACUUGGCAGACUUUUUUCCACAACUAGUAUAAGUGAAGCUUUGCACAACCGGCUACUUAGAAUUGCACAUUGGCGGGUCGAAGUUAUCUCAUCCCUGCGAUCGAACCACAAUCCUGAGAGCAGUUUUGUUCUUGUCCUCGAGGUUCGCAAGGGUCAAUUUUUUGGACGACAAGGCUAUUCAUAAUUAUAUACAUAAGCAGUUUGCAAGGUUCAAUUUGAUGAACGACCGAGCUAUUCUCAAUAACGUAUGCUGUAAAUUCUCAAUAACUCAUCCUUGUUAAGUGUUGUAAUGUUUGUUGUUUUUCAAUAUAAAUCUUACUAUUCUUCUAACUUGAAUCGUGUGAUAUUUGUUCGAGCCUUCUCUCAUUUAAGAAUUAUAUCUCAGUGGUCGGUACUCGCAUAUAUAUUCACAGCAUUACAUGUUUUUGAAAACAAAAAGUUCGAUGAAACGUUUAUUAUUUGCAGUUUUUCUCUCCCUUUGUUAUUUCGAACUGUAAUGAUUUUAUUAUUUUUUUCUUUUUUCAGCUUUUCUGCCAUUAAUAUUGUUCCAUCUCUGAAAUAUGUGCUUUUAUGCUUGCGAACUCGUUUGUGGAAUGACAAUUUUAGCAAAACCCGAAAUUUUUCAAGUUUCAUUUUUUUCGCUCACCAUUAUUUGGAUGAAGUAUAUUUAGAGAAAUCAUUUGAAUGAAAUGUGAAAUUUUUUUUUUUUUAAUUCAAAAAUUUGAAACCUAUUUUUUUUCUAUGCAAGGGAAGAGUCCUGCUGUACACUAACACAAAUAUACACAGAAAUACGUUUGUGUUAGUGUGAAACAGGUGUGUUAGUGUUCAGCAAAACUCUUGAAUUGCAUCAUAUUAUGGUCAUGUUUAUUCCUGCUACAGCAUCUUUGCAUUAAACGCAUACCGGUCCACUAACGCAAAGCAUUGAGGAAGGAUUGGCAGUUAGUCUAAUUUUUUCCUGUUAAAAUUUUUUAUUGUAAUGGUGGUAUACAUUGAUUCUAUUGAAAGAUUAAAAAAUGUAGAUACUUAUUGCAGGAUAAGAUUAUAGAAUAUCAAAACAAUUCAGUUGUCGAAGGAACUUAUCCCCAGUUUGAACACAAGAAGAGUGGUCUGGUUCUUUGUAUCCGUACCACCAGCUCAAACCUUUUCAAGCAAAACUCAAUUAUUAGAUACAUGUGUCGCUCGUAUUCUAAUUAAGAUUUUUUUUGUCUCAUCUAUUCCUUGAUGAAAUAAUAAUUCACUAAAUCACUAUGUACUCUUUUAAUGAAAUACUUUUCAUUCUUUAUCAUAUUCUACAACAGUGGUUCUGAUACUUUCAAGCCACACCCCCAUUAUAGAAUUUUUCAAGUCUCGUGCCCACCUCGAAAAUAAAAGCUACAAAUAACAGUUAUAUCGUUUACUGUUUGUUUUGCUAAAAUUGUCAUUUUCAAACUGGCUCUGUUUUUGCUUUUACUAUUAUUACUGCUAGAGUAUUAUUUGGUCACAAAUUGACUAACAAUCGUUUAUUAUUUAUACAUUAUGUGAGCAAGUGAGACUAAUAAUAAUAAAUAGUUUUCAUUAUA